Molecule: messenger RNA, 1049 nt
Organism: Apus apus (common swift)
Lineage: Eukaryota; Metazoa; Chordata; Aves; Apodiformes; Apodidae
Gene: POP4
Product: POP4 homolog, ribonuclease P/MRP subunit
Exons: 6
Coding region: 256-804 (182 amino acids)
Biological process (GO): tRNA 5'-leader removal; rRNA processing
Cellular component (GO): ribonuclease MRP complex; ribonuclease P complex
Molecular function (GO): ribonuclease P RNA binding
Source: RefSeq, a predicted model, not a curated record
CCCACUCGGCGGGCCCGAGGGGGUGGCGGGAGCAGCGAGCGGUUCCGGCGCUGCUCCCGCACCCCUGGAAAGACCCAGGGAAAGGGGGGGCGGCACCGGAAUCCGCAGCACACCCCGUUGGGCUUGAGCGUUGAACCCUGGACACAAACCCGGCAUUUCCUCACCCACAGAUACCAGUUACAGUAACGACGCGAGUUCUCGCCUCAGGGAUCAGAAGAGGCAAAAGCGUUUGUUAAUGCCUUCCUGAAGCGCAGCAUGCCCAAAAAGAAAGAUGAAGCCAUCCAGGAUAUAUUAACUCGGAAAGCUGUAGUUCUUCAGCAUUAUUCCAAAAAAAAGACAAAGCAAAAGAGGAGGAAAGCAAAAGGUUUUACUGCCAAGCAAAGGCGUGAAAUGCGUCUUUUUGAAAUUGAACCUGAGCAGCAAAGAUAUGCCAUCUUUCUACCACUACAUGAACUCUGGAAACAAUACAUCAGAGACCUGUGUCAUGGACUUAAACCAGAUGCGCAACCACAUAUGGUUCAGGGCAAACUGCUAAAAGCUGAUCUCCAUGGAGCUAUUGUUACAGUCACAAAAUCUAAGUGCCCCUCUUAUGUUGGGAUAACAGGAAUCGUUCUACAGGAAUUUAAACAUGUCUUCAAAAUUAUCACUAAAGAGGACAAAUUAAAAGUUAUUCCCAAACUUAACAAUGUAUUUAGCUUGGAGACUGAUGGAUUCAUUUCCUACAUCUAUGGAAGCAAGUUCCAGCUUAGAGCAAGUGAGCGGUCUGCAAAAAAAUUCAAGUUGAAAGGAACUAUUGACCUAUAACGUCUUAGAAAAUCAGAAGUAUUAAUAGAAAUGUCUGCUGGUUUUAUGCAGUUUAAAGACCAGGUUUUCUGGCAGAUUGAAAAUGGAAUAGCUAUGUGAAAUAUUUCUAAAGCAGUUUUUCGUACUGAAGAAUUAGUAUCUGUUGUCUCUAAAGCAGUCUCUCAGAUUGUUGAGAGUUUGUUGCAUUUGUUUUGUCAUUUGUAUGUAACAUUCUGGCUUUAUUAAACUUACAUUAUUAGUAUUCA